CACUUUUUUAUUAGUAAAAGUAUCGCUUAUUUAAUAAUUAAUUAACUAUUAAAACACAUAAUAAAAUCGUUAUAAUUAUCAAUUAUUUUUGAUGUAUUAAAAAUUAAUUGAAAAAAUGUUUCAAUUGAGAUAUAUAUUUACCUGUUUGUCGCUGACAAUAGUACUAAUCAAUUGUCAAAUUGAUAAAAAGUUUUUCCCAAAUUUCGACACAUUUACCAAACAGGUAAACAAUGUCAAGAUCUAUGGUGUUAAGGGUGGUUCAGGACCGCCACUAUUGCUACUACACGGACACCCGGAGUCGCAUUUGUCGUGGCAUUUGGUAGCCACGGAGUUGGCCAAAAAUUUUACUGUAAUAGCCAGCGAUUUGCGCGGCUAUGGUCAGAGUUCGGCACCAAAUGGAUCGGCAACUCAUGUAGAGUAUAGCAAACGUGAAAUGGCCAAAGACCAGGUGCUGCUUAUGGAGUCGUUUGGUUAUAAAAAAUUUCAGGUAUGUGCCCACGACAGAGGUGCCCGUGUAACUCAUCGUAUGGCCGUCGACUGGCCCGAUCGGUUGGAGCGGGUAAUGCUAUUGGACAUUGCACCGACACUGGCCAUGUACGAGCUAACCGACCUGAAGUUUGCCACCUAUUAUUUCCACUGGUUUUUUCUCAUACAAGACUAUCCGCUACCGGAAAACUUUAUCAACGCCCGACCCGACUGGUGGAUAGAGAUGUCUGGGGGCGGUAUGGACGAAGAGUCCCGGGCCUACAAACAAACACUACACGAUCCGGCCUAUGUUCACGCCAUAUGCGAGGACUACCGGGCCUCGGCUACCAUCGAUAUGGAUCACGACAGGGAUGACAGGUCUAAAGGUCGUAAGGUUCAGAUGCCGUUACGUGUACUGUGGGGGUCAAAGGGUGUGGUCGGUGCUUGUUUCAAGCCAAUGGAGUUGUGGCAUAAUGUAGCCGCCAAUGUAACGGGACGGGAGGUCAACGCCGGUCACGAUAUACAGGAAGAAAUACCCGCCGAACUUCUGAAAGAGAUUUACGCAUUUUUUAGAGUCAAAUAAAUUUGUUGUUUACGUAAUAUUUAUUUAAUAA
Messenger RNA from Oppia nitens, 1079 nucleotides. Its product is annotated as fluoroacetate dehalogenase-like. Gene Ontology annotation, molecular function: hydrolase activity. The coding region runs from base 116 to 1048 and encodes 310 amino acids. Lineage: Eukaryota; Metazoa; Arthropoda; Arachnida; Sarcoptiformes; Oppiidae. The transcript is spliced from 3 exons. The record is from RefSeq and is a predicted model, not a curated record.